GGAAGGAACGCGCGCGCACACAUUGCAGAAGGGGGUGGAAAAGCUAAUGAAGGGGGGAUUAUAGGAUCAAAUUCGAUCAUGGGUCCGUCCAACAUCGUGUGUUUUGAGUGGAAGUGAAGUUUCUGGUUUUUCUUUUCUAAUUCUCUGAGAAUGUAUCUAAUUAGGUUUGUGGGAUGCCCGAAGCUUGUCUAACACUUCCCUCGCAUUGUCCGGCUCCUUUUUCUUUUCCGCUGUAGCGCACACAACAGCAAGGUGCUAAUUCGCCUUUAAUUAGGGAAAACUUCUGGGAGACUCCCAACAACUUUUUUAGGCAGCUCGAGCGGUCAGAAGAGAAGGAUAUAAGUUGCAGCCCGUCCCGGAAAAGUGAAUGUAGAGAAACGGCAGCGGAUUUUCCCGAAUGGCUCCGCGUUGGGCGCCUUAUGUAAAUAGACGUUUGUAAUUAUAUCAUUGUAGGAUGAACCAGCCCCCCUCCUCCCAAUGUCCAAUGAGAAGAGAGGCAGCUUGACACCUGCCUAUAUACAGGGGAAGGAGGAAAGGCUGAAGCACACUCAUCUACUCCGCACCGCUACCUCUAAUAUUAGGCCACUUUAAAGAGACAGAGACAAGGGGUUAAUCCAAAACGCGGCUAUGACUUCCAGUAAAAUAGAGAUGCCCGGAGGAGUGAAGACCGACCCCGCUGCCUUGAUGGCUUCCCUGCAGCUUCUGCCUUCUCCCAGCACUAACCUAGAAGUCAAACACACCAAGGAGGUUCAAAGAACAAAUGUGACACCACUGUUGAACCUUGGGGUUCAUGUCUGUAGCUUAAUGGAAUUAGUCAAGAUUUUCAUAAACAAUGAAUGGCAGACUUCUGAGAGUGGAAAUACUUUCCCAGUCUAUAAUCCAGCCACUGGGGAGCAGAUCUGUGAAGUUCAAGAAGCUGAAAAGGCUGAUGUAGAUAAAGCAGUUCAAGCUGCCCAACUGGCCUUUUCUUUGGGUUCUGUGUGGAGGAGAAUGGAUGCCUCAGAAAGGGGGCGACUGCUGGAUAAAUUAGCCGAUCUGGUGGAAAGGGAGAGGACUGCUCUUGCUACACUUGAAUCUCUAAACAGUGGCAAACCAUUUAUACAGUCUUAUUAUGUGGAUCUCCAAGGUGCGAUCAAAACAUUCAGGUACUAUGCUGGCUGGGCCGACAAGAUACAUGGACUGACUAUCCCAGCAGAUGGAGAUUACUUAACGUUUACUAGACAUGAACCCAUUGGCGUGUGUGGUCAGAUCAUCCCAUGGAACUUCCCCCUGCUGAUGUUUGCCUGGAAGAUUGCUCCUGCCCUGUGCUGUGGGAAUACUGUAGUAAUUAAACCCGCUGAACAGACUCCGCUCACUGCUCUCUAUAUGGGAGCCCUCAUCAAAGAGGCUGGUUUUCCACCAGGAGUUGUUAACAUUUUACCAGGAUAUGGUCCAACUGCAGGCGCGGCAAUAGCUUCUCACAUUGGAAUUGAUAAAGUUGCAUUCACUGGUUCCACUGAGGUUGGAAUGCUUAUUCAAGAAGCAGCUGGCAGAAGCAAUUUGAAGAGAGUGACUCUUGAAUUAGGAGGAAAGAGCCCCAACAUUAUCUUUGCUGAUGCAGAUUUGGAAUAUGCAGUUGAGCAAGCACAUCAAGGUGUCUUCUUUAACCAAGGACAAUGCUGUACGGCUGGCUCACGGACGUUUGUAGAAGAUUCCAUUUAUGAGGAGUUUGUUCGGAGAAGUGUCGAACGUGCAAAGAGAAGAAUAGUUGGAAGCCCUUUUGAUCCCACUACAGAACAAGGCCCCCAGACUGAUAAGAAGCAAUAUAACAAAAUACUGGAACUUAUUCAGAGUGGAAUAGCUGAAGGAGCUAAGCUGGAAUGUGGUGGAAAAGCAUUGGGAAGAAAAGGAUUUUUUAUAGAACCAACCGUUUUCUCCAAUGUAGCGGAUGAUAUGCGGAUUGCCAGAGAAGAGAUUUUUGGACCUGUUCAACAGAUAUUAAGGUUUAAAACUGUUGAGGAAGUUAUUGAAAGAGCCAACAAUUCAGAUUAUGGUCUAGUAGCAGCUGUUUUCACCAAUGAUAUCAACAAAGCCUUGACUGUUUCUUCAGCAAUGCAAGCUGGAACUGUUUGGAUAAACUGUUACAAUUCUCUGAAUGCACAAAGCCCAUUUGGAGGCUACAAAAUGUCUGGCAAUGGAAGAGAAAUGGGAGAGUAUGGGCUGAGGGAAUAUACAGAAGCAAAAACAGUGACUAUAAAGAUUCCACAGAAGAAUUCCUAAAAAGACAAUUGCAAGAAACGCAACAUGCAAAUAAACAGAGUCCUGCGCCUAAGCAUGCAUUAACUCUGUUCUCUUGAAUGGGCAUUGAGACAUGCAUGGGUUUAACGCCAUUGUACUUAGUCUGGACUGUCUCCUACAUUUCUUCUUCGAGCAAACACCUAAAAAAACAUACUGCGUAUAAUUAUACAGUAUAUUUAAAUUGUUUCUGUAGUUUUAAAGCAAAAAAAUAUGGGAAGACCCAUAAAGGAAUUGUAGCUGUCCCAUAUACUUUUUCAGAACAGUAAGGUAGGAGCCAAUGUAUUGUAUUUAAAGUAGGUAUUUUGUAGUUAUCCGUCCUUAUGUAUAGUCUGGAAUGUGUAAGAGUUAAGUCCAGCUAUUCACAAGUCUCCUCUUAGAAUUCUGCAUUGACUUUGUACAUGAGGUCUACACGGUAUCACUGUGAAUUCCUUAUUGCCCUUUUUAGUAUCAUCUUUAAAACUCCUGGAACUUUAUUUAUUGCUUAAUAAAACAGAAUAGAUAAGUGAAGCAGACUUUGUUUUUUUAGAUAUUUGAAAAGUUUACUUGUAAUGGCUCAUAAAAUUGAGAAGAGUUCUGCUUAAAAAGGGUCUAAAAUUUUAGGGAAUUUUAUUAGUUUAUAAGACAAGUCAUUACAGUUUUAAGGCACUACUGCAUUUUAAUAUGCUGAGUUAAAAUGGAAACGUGUGCAGUGCUGGAUGUUUACUUUAUGCAUGUUACUGUUGCUUAUAGUGUAUAGAGAUUCCUAUUGUAGGCAUAUUUAGAGUAUCCUUGUAUUGCGCUUCCCAUUUUAACUCUAUGUAUGUAAAUAUAUGAAAUUACUCUUUCUUGUUCUUUAUAAAUAUUCAUGAAACUACAAA
Molecule: messenger RNA, 3134 nt
Organism: Xenopus laevis (African clawed frog)
Lineage: Eukaryota; Metazoa; Chordata; Amphibia; Anura; Pipidae
Gene: aldh1a2.S
Product: aldehyde dehydrogenase 1 family member A2 S homeolog
Exons: 14
Coding region: 628-2259 (543 amino acids)
Molecular function (GO): oxidoreductase activity
Source: RefSeq, a predicted model, not a curated record